AUGGAUAUGGAAGAUAACGAGAAGAAUAAUGCAUCUCAUGUUAGCAAUGAUGAGGAUGAUGAAGAUAAUGACCGAAUAGAUGAAAUGAUGCGUGAUGUACAAGAAGAUUUUAGUGAAAUGCCUCAUGAAUUUAAAAGUUUGUUUGACAAUGCUGAAAAACGUUUGUUCCCUGGAAGUACUAAAUUUACUAAGUUAUCUGGUGUGCUUAAAUUAUAUAAUUUAAAAGCAAAAAAUGGAUGGAGUGAUAAGAGUUUCACAGGAUUAUUAGAACUACUAAAAGACAUGCUUCCUGGUGACAAUGAACUUCCUAAUUCAACUUACGAAGCAAAAAAAAUGUUGUAUCCUUUGAGUAUGGACAUUGAGAAGAUACAUGCAUGUCCAAAUGAUUGUAUUUUGUAUAGGAGAGAUUACAAAGACUUGAAUGUGUGUCCAAAGUGUGCAGCAUCACGUUAUAAAAACAAAGAUGCGUGUGGGAAUAAGAAAGGUCCCCCAGCCAAAGUAAUAUGGUAUUUACCUGUAAUACCAAGAUUUAAACGCAUGUUUGCUAAUCCAAGAGAGGCAACAAAUUUGCAAUGGCAUGCUAUUGGGAGAAAAGAAGAUGGAAAAUUGAGACAUCCGGCUGAUUCACCGCAAUGGAGGAAUAUUGAUAGGAGGUGGCCUGAUUUCGGUUCUGAAAAUAGAAAUCUUAGACUUGGACUGUGUACUGAUGGAAUGAAUCCUCAUGGUAACAUGAGCAGUCGACAUAGUACUUGGCCUGUUCUUUUAGUAGUUUACAAUCUUCCACCUUGGUUGUGUAUGAAAAGAAAAUAUAUCAUGUUGUCGUUGUUGAUAUCAAGGCCUAAACAACCAGGAAAUGACAUUGAUGUAUAUCUAGCACCGCUUAUUGAGGAUUUAAAGAUGCUGUGGAAUGAAGGUGUGCCUGUGUAUGAAGCUUAUAGUCGAAGCAGCUUUACUUUACGUGCAAUGAUCUUUUGCACAAUAAAUGAUUUCCCAGCAUAUGGUAACCUAUUGGGUUAUACUACUAAAGGAGCUAAGGCAUGUCCAAUUUGCGAAGAUGAAACUCCCAGUCUAUGGUUGAGUAACAGUAGAAAGAAUAUGUUCAUGAGCCAUAGGACAUUUCUCCCUACUGAUCAUCCUUAUCGGAAGAAGAAAAAGGCUUUUAAUGGAAAAUCUGAGACUAAAGUAGCUCGUUUGCCUUUAUCUGGACAUGCAAUAUAUGAAAGUGUAAAGAAUGUUGAUGCUAAUUUUGGUAAGACUUGUAAGACUUCUCAAAUGACUCCUUGGAAGAAGAGGUCUAUAUUUUGGGAUCUACCUUAUUGGAAGCAUUUAUCAGUUAGACAUUGUCUUGAUGUUAUGCAUGUCGAGAAAAAUGUUUGUGACAGCAUUAUUGGGACACUGUUGAACAUUCAAGGGAAGAUGAAAGAUGGUGUUAAGGCUAGAAAGGAUAUGAUUGAAAUGGGAAUACGGGAUAAGUUAUCACCACAAGAGUCAGGAAAGCGAAUGUACUUACCUCCAGCUUGUCAUACUUUAUCCAAAAAAGAGAAAACAAGUUUUUGUGCCUGUUUAAAUGGUGUCAAGGUUCCUUCUGGUUAUUCAUCGAAUAUUAAGAAACUUGUGUCGAUGAAGGACCUUAAGUUGGUUGGCAUGAAGUCUCAUGACUGUCAUGUAUUAAUGCAGCACAUGUUACCUAUUGCAAUUCGAAACAUCUUACCGAAACAUGUUAGACAGGCUAUUACAAAACUUUGUUUCUUUUUCAAUGCUAUUUGCAGUAAAGUUAUUGAUCUGGAUGUGUUAGAUGAUCUGCAAGCUGAUGUGGUUGUUACUUUGUGUCAAUUUGAAAUAUAUAUGGGAAUAUUAAAAGGAUAUGUGAGAAACCGGUAUCGACCUGAAGGGAGUAUAAUUGAAGGUUAUGGUGCUGAAGAAGUCAUUGAUUUUUGUACUGACUAUUUAGCUAAUGUUGAGUCUAUUGGUGUUCCCAGAUCUCGUCACGAAGGAAGACUCACCGGGAAAGGUACUAUUGGGUACAAAUCAUUUUCUCCACCUUUGCAGUUGCGAGAUAAGGCACACCAUCUCGUAUUGCAACACCUUUCUGAGGUCCAUCCAUACUUAGACCAACACAUGUCUCUUAUAAGACAACAAAAUCCUUUAAAAGGUGAAAGAUGGGUGGCAAUUGAACACAAUCGCACAUUCAUCACAUGGUUUAAAGAUACGGUGAUGAAAGAGUUAUCUCAAGUGCCAAAUAAUGUCAGUGAAACCAUCAAAUGGUUAGCAUAUGGACUUGAUUUUCUUGUGAGCUGUUAUGAAGCUUAUGACAUAAAUGGAUAUACAUUUUACACCAAACGACAAGAUGAAAAGAGUGUGGUGCAAAAUAGUGGGGUUACACAAGUAGCAUUAUCAAAAGAUUAUUCAAGUGCUAAAGAUACUAAACCGAUUGAUGCUGCUAUGUCUUAUUAUGGUGUCAUUGAAGAAAUUUGGGAACUUGAUUACAAAGUCUUUAAAAUUCCUCUAUUCCGAUGUAGUUGGGUUGAUAAUAGAAGAGGCGUUCGGAUAGAUGAAUUGGGUUUUACUUUGGUUGAUUUUGAACGAUUGGGUUAUCAUGAUGAACCAUUCAUACUUGCAUCUCAAGCAAAACAAGUGUUUUAUGUUUCUGAUCCUAUUGAUAAUAAAUGGUCAAUUGUGUUACAAGGCAAAAGAUCUAUUGUUGGUGUUGGUGAUGUUGUGGAUGAAGAAGAGUAUGAUCAUUUUGAUGAAACUCCUCCCUUUUCUAUUGGUGUUCAGUCUUUACCUUUAGAAGAAGAUAACUUUGAAAUAAGUUAUAUGCGUAGCGACCAUGAAGAAGGAUUGUGGGUUGACAAUCGGACAUCAUAA
Ipomoea nil (Japanese morning glory) is the source of this 2868-nucleotide messenger RNA. RefSeq lists its product as uncharacterized. Lineage: Eukaryota; Viridiplantae; Streptophyta; Magnoliopsida; Solanales; Convolvulaceae. The coding region runs from base 1 to 2868 and encodes 955 amino acids. The record is from RefSeq and is a predicted model, not a curated record. The transcript is spliced from 3 exons.